Molecule: messenger RNA, 675 nt
Organism: Enterobius vermicularis (human pinworm)
Lineage: Eukaryota; Metazoa; Nematoda; Chromadorea; Rhabditida; Oxyuridae
Source: the annotation of a GenBank genome assembly
AUGAUGUCCAAGUGUUUCUCCAUUGAAUAUCUUAUUGGUGUUGGUAACACAAAUGAAAAAGAAAAGAAGCUUUGCCAACAAACAACGGAUUUUGCUUUAUUGUCGUCGCCUAUAGCGACAGCGACGGAUUUAUCAACGACAAAAAAGUUGCGACAGUCUCCGCCGAAAUGUUUGUCGUCGAUUUUGCAAUCAUCAUCAAACAACGAUACACAAGCAUCGUCAGCAGAAUUACUAUCGUCUGUGGUCGACAUCAACACCGUUGCUACAGCGGAAGCAGCAGCAAUAGUAGCUGCUGCCACACCGUCGUCAUCACCACCAUCGUCGUCAUCGUCGUUUUUAUCAUUGUCUUCUGCUUCCUCGUCAUCCCCUUCAUCAUCGUCGUCAUCAGCAAUUGCCGAUCAUGAUUUGGUGUUGGUCAAACAAUCAACAGAUGAAACAGGCAAGGAUGGUCCCGAUGAGCAGCAGCAGCAACAACAACAACGAAACGUUGAAACAUCAACUGCCGCAAGUGGACAAACUUUUCGGACAUUUCUAUCAGAACCAACAAAAUCGUUGGCUGUAAAUAAUUAUCAUAUUGGAUUGCAGAAUGUUAACGUACGGUUAGAAGGAGCUUCACUGUGGAAUAAAUUUUAUUCAUUUGGUACCGAAAUGAUUGUAACAAAAACUGGAAGGUAA